AUGAUUGGCCUGGGCGAGGCAGCUGGCACCCUCACACCCAAACACAGGCCUGCAGAAGGACUCCUGGUUUUGUGCGAGUCCCUGGGUCUCAGGUCACUUCCUCGCUCUGUGCCUCUCAGUACCUCGGCUCUAUCUGUGGCGAGGAACCAGCUCUGCAACGUGGACCACCUACUUCGGCCCUUCUCUGACCUGCAGGAGCUGAGCCUCAGUCAUAACCUGCUGACCCGCUUCCCUCGCGGCCUGCCCUCAAGCCUGGAGGCCCUGCUGCUCCAAGAAAACCGCCUCACUUAUAUCACCUCGGGUGCCCUGCGACAACUGGGGAAUCUCACUCGCCUGGAUCUGGAAGACAACCGCAUCCGUGCCAUUCAACCCGGGGCACUACUGGUUCUCAACAAGCUGCAGGUCCUGACUCUGAAGGGGAACAGGCUUACAAGCCUCCCCCUGAAUCUUCCUCCAUCUCUGACCCAUUUAGACCUCUCUGCAAAUUGCAUCUCUGUCCUGGACCUGCCCUCGCUGUCUGCCCUGGUCAACCUGCAGGUCCUGAAGAUCAACAGCAACUGCCUGCGUUCAGUCCCAGAGAGCGCCUUUGAUGGCCUGCCACGUCUCAGAUCUUUGGACCUCACCAACAACCUGUGGGUGUGCGAGUGUGACAUCUUGUAUCUUUACCGCUGGCUCCUGAGUGGUCGGCGGAGGAUGGCCACAGACCUGGUGUGCAGCGAGCCGGUCCAUCUUGCUCACCGCCUGCUUCUUAACCUCUCUGUCAUGGCUAUCUGUCCUCGUGUCCUGAAGCCAAAUGAGAGGGGCCACCAACUGGACCUUAACUCUUCACUGGAAAGAAAGCCGAAGCCCAGAGGACCAAGCUCAUUUAAAAACAACAGGUAUUCGGGAAGCUCGUCAGGGCGAACAUCACAAGAAACCACUGUUGGACUUCUCUUCAAAGAUGUUCAUAAGACGUGUGUGAGGCUCAACUACUACUCUUUAGAGACCCUUACCUAUGAAGAGUGUUUGUCUCUAAAUAAAACACAAUCAGUCAGUCCACCCCAUUUCAAAGACACUACUCCUACCCCUGAUGAGCGACAGAAAUGCAGAGACAACAUCACAGGUCGGACCCCUCAGAAUAAUGCAACCUCAGCGGAUGGGACACAGUCUUUGCUCUUCACAAACAGAGAUGCCCUCUGGCCCACUCGCGACCCACAACAGGACUCUGCUGUGGUCAUUUCUCUGCUCGUUGUGUUAUGCGUAUUAGUAACUCUCCUAAUGCUGGCAGUGCUGCUGGUACUGAAAAAAGUGCUUUUGCGCCAACAGAGGGUGGCUCCGCUUAAUGUAGGAUCUGGUGGAUGA
This is a messenger RNA of Cyclopterus lumpus (lumpfish), 1341 nucleotides long. RefSeq names its product leucine-rich alpha-2-glycoprotein. Gene Ontology annotation, molecular function: protein binding. NCBI's taxonomy places the organism in Eukaryota, Metazoa, Chordata, Actinopteri, Perciformes, Cyclopteridae. Gene Ontology annotation, biological process: neuron projection regeneration. The record is from RefSeq and is a predicted model, not a curated record. Bases 1 to 1341 code for a protein of 446 amino acids. The transcript is spliced from 2 exons.